This is a messenger RNA of Linum tenue, 2464 nucleotides long. The record is from the annotation of a GenBank genome assembly. NCBI's taxonomy places the organism in Eukaryota, Viridiplantae, Streptophyta, Magnoliopsida, Malpighiales, Linaceae.
GGAGGAAAAACGGAACCCUCGGCCGCUUUAGCAUUAGACCUUUGCACUUCAGCAGCAGCCUCCGACGUCGCCUCUUUUCCAGGGAGCAGAGAGCAGCGAGAAAGAGAGAGCGAGCGGUGGACGGCGAACAACGGCGAAAGUUGUACUAAAGGCCGACAGCUUCCUUCCGAACGUCGGAGACGGGCUGAACAACCGUCCGGGAGUUUCGAAAAGCGAAAGAUCAGACUUGUGAAGUUUGUGUAGGGCUGCUGCCGUGUGCUGUCAAGCUAUGGGGAAGAAAAGCGGGAGCCAAAAGAAAGGUAGCGGGAAACCGAAGAGUAGUUCCCGCCAUAAGUAUGCUAAUCCAGAAGACAUGGAUGAUGAGAUUGAUGUGUUUCACAAGCAGAGAGAUAUUGUCCCGCUUGAUUUGAAUGAUGAUUCCGGAGAAUCUAGUGAUGAAGAACAUCCAGUUUUCGAAGACGAGGACAUCAAGGAUGUCAGUGAUGAUGAAGAUGAGGAUGAAGAUGGUGAUGUGGAGGAUUAUGGUAAAGAUACGGGGCUAGCAGCAAAAAUUGUCAGACAAAUGAAGUAUCUCAAAGAGAAAAUGCCUGGAAUUGAUGAUGAAAUGCAAGAUAGCGAGGACGAUGAAGAGGAAAACAGGUCGACAUGGGCUGGACACAAGAGCUUUUACCAUGGUGGUGACAAUCGUGACAUUGAACCUCAAUCAAGUGAUGAGGAGGAGCUACAAGAAGAGGAGGAAGAGGUUAAAAGACAGCAAGAGUUAAAAGCAAAAUCAUUAUCAAUGACAGACUUUGGUCUUGAAGAUGUGGAGGAUGGAGAUGAGAGUGACCAAGAAUUAUCACUAGAGCAAAUUAAAGCUGGAGUUAAACCCUUAGGCAAAGCUCACUCAACUGAACCUAAUCUUAAGGAGGCAGACAAAGAUUUGAGGGCUUUAUCUCAGGAAGAGCAAAUGAAUGCUGUAUAUAGUUCUGCUCCAGAAUUAGUUGGGUUACUGUCUGAGCUGAAUGAUGCACUGGAGCAGCUUGAAACUAGAAUCAAUCCAGUUCUAAGCAAGGCUAAAGAAAGCGGAAUCCCUAUGGAAGGUGGGCUUCGAUUUUUGGAGGCAAACCAGCUCCUUUUGCUGGCAUAUUGCCAAGCCAUAACAUUCUAUCUACUUCUCAAGUCUGAGGGUCUCCCAGUUAAUGACCAUCCUGUCAUUGCCCGCCUUGUUGAGCUUAAGGGAUUAUUGGAUAAGAUGAAGCAACUAGAUGGAGAACUUCCAUCAAAGCUAGAGGAGUUUCUCAAGGAAAAUAUCAGUCCUGAAGAUCUAGGCAAGUUCAUGAAAAAGGAUGCUGCACCUUUGUUGGCGGUGGACCUAGUGACAAAGAAGGAUGAUCUCUCUCUCGCCUCAGCUGAUACACGAGAAAUUGCAGAGACAAACGGGCUGGUGAAUGGAAACUCUUUGAGUGACCAUCCAAGGAAAGAAGUGAAAGAAGGAAGGCAUAAGCGCAAGAAUGAUGAGGUCGGUGUUGAAAGUACAGAAAUGUUGAGAAUACGAGCUGCCCUGGAGGAAAAAUUGAAACAAAAGGGGGUCUUCAGCUUCGUUGCCUCCGAGGAGGAUAAAGUCAAGAAGAAGCAUAAACAAGCAAACAGCCGUCUUGAAACACGUGACGAUUUUGAUGACGAUGCCGUUGAUCUUAAAAAUGGCCACCAUGGAGCAGCUGACAGACCAACAAACUUGUAUUCCAAGAAACUAAAGGUCGUUUCUGGUGAUGAAGAUAUACCCAAGAGAGAUGAUAUUGGGGAGAGGAGGAGGAAACAUGAACUGAGGGUUUUGGCGACUGCUGGAGUAAGGUCUGAGGAUAAUGCUGGGGAUGAAGAUGAGUUUGACCAACAUGUAGAAGAUGGUGAUGCAUCUCCUGAAUCCGAAGAGGAGAGUGAUGCAGAAGAAGGCUCGGAAGAUGAGUCGGAAGAAGAAGCGAAUGAUGUCAAGGAUGUGAAACCGGUUGCUGCAAAGGCUGAGAAAAGAAAUGCAGCAGCUCCAUCUUUGCCCGAACCAGUGGAUGGAAAACGACUUAUCACGUAUCAGAUGGAGAAGAACAGAGGUCUGACCCGAAAACGGAAGAAGCUAAUUAAGAAUCCCAGGAAGAAAUACAGGGUGAAGCAUCAAAGUGCAGAGAAACGGAGGAAGGGGCAGGUGGUUAGUAUCAAGAAGCCGACGGGGCCUUAUGGAGGUGAAGUUUCUGGUAUCAACCCUGGAGUCAGUAGAAGCAUUCGAAUGUGAUGAAGAAGAGAGACGACAGAGCUGGACAAUGGUCUCGAUUUUUUUUCUUCCCAGAGUAUUUAUAAGUUUACAACUUUGUAUCUCUCUCUCUCUCUCUCUCUCUCUCUCUCUCUCAAAUUUUGUCAUGACUCUUGAUUUCACCUAGUUAUUCGAAAGAGAGAUUCGACACUGGCAGACAGCAAACUAUGUAAUAUUUAUGCU